Porites lobata is the source of this 543-nucleotide messenger RNA. Lineage: Eukaryota; Metazoa; Cnidaria; Anthozoa; Scleractinia; Poritidae. The record is from the annotation of a GenBank genome assembly.
AUGCUGCCACCUUUGCCUCGCCGUAAAAUCAUCCUGUAUUUACCAUUUUUGCACGAAGAAUAUAGCAUGGCUAUCCACACUGAACUGCACAAAACAGCCAUCUCCUCAAGUUUGUAUUUCUCCACCCUUGUCAUCAACAUCAUCUUCUCCUGUCUAUCCUUGUGUCGUCGUCAUCAACAUUUUCUCCGUCCUUCAACUCAUCACCAUCUUCAACACACCAUCUCAUCCUUGCAGUCUCAUUACCUUUUAUGUUUAGCUGUUUUCCGCCCUUAAUUUUACUUUAUGUCCGCCGUCUAUUAUUUCCACGCAGUCAACCAUUUACAUCAAAUGAUGCAAGUCUCAGUUUUACUCCCCACACAGCACCACGGUCACCUAUUCCAUCAUCAUCGUCAACGCCACCGUCUUCGCCACAACCAUCAGCAACACCAGCAUCAACUCCACCUCCUCUUCCUCUCAAACGUUGUCUGCCCAUUUACCAGAACACAGACAGAACAACUUUAUACUCUGUAUCAGAUCUUUAACAUUAAAUUAUAUUUUAUCUAG